Epinephelus lanceolatus (giant grouper) is the source of this 1976-nucleotide messenger RNA. It is a transcript of the gene gad3, whose product is annotated as glutamate decarboxylase 3. Gene Ontology annotation, molecular function: glutamate decarboxylase activity; pyridoxal phosphate binding. Gene Ontology annotation, biological process: GABA biosynthetic process. The record is from RefSeq and is a predicted model, not a curated record. NCBI's taxonomy places the organism in Eukaryota, Metazoa, Chordata, Actinopteri, Perciformes, Serranidae. Gene Ontology annotation, cellular component: presynaptic active zone; cytoplasm.
AGCAACUAUCAGGCUGCCAGGUUUACCUACAGAGAGUAUUUCUAGCAAAGAGGAUUCAAUGAAAUCAAAAGAGUAGUUAUAGUGGAAGUCAACUAAAUUGCUGUGAACCAUCUUUGAAGAACUGAUUUGUAUUGAUAUGGAUUUCUUACAGCUGCCAGACAGAAUCAUCAAUAAAUCAUCUGGGGGGGACAAACAGCAGGACGACUCAGCAGCAGUCAGACACAGACGGCAGACACCUGCUGACUUCAGCAACAUCUACAGCAAAGACCUGCUCCCAGCUUCAGGUGGUGAGGAGAUGACCAGAGGAUUUCUACAGGAGCUACUUAACAUCCUGUUGAGUUAUAUCAGCAAAUCAACUCAGAGGAGCUCCAAGGUCCUAGACUUCCACCACCCUCAUCAGCUAAAGGAGGGACUGGAGGGCUUCAGUCUGGACCUGCCCGACCAUCCAGAAACUCUGGAGCAGAUACUAGUGGACUGUAGAGACACACUCAAGUAUGGUGUCAGUACAGGCCAUCCACGUUUCUUCAACCAGCUAUCUUCAGGUCUGGAUGUGAUCGGUGUAGCAGGCGAGUGGUUAACCUCUACAGCCAACACUAACAUGUUUACAUAUGAAGUGUCUCCUGUUUUUGUCCUCAUGGAGGAGGUUCUGCUGAGGAAGAUGCAAAGCAUUGUGGGGUGGUCUGAUGAUGAGGGAGAUGGAAUCUUCUGUCCAGGAGGCACAAUAUCAAACCUGUACAGCAUCCUGGUGGCCAGAUAUCACUUCUACCCUGAGGUGAAGACCAGAGGAAUAGGAGCUUUGCCUCGGCUGGCCCUCUUCACCUCAGAACAUAGUCACUAUUCAGUAAAGAAAUCUGCAGCCGUGCUGGGGAUGGGCACUGAGAAUGUGGUCAUGGUGAAAUGUGAUGAAAGAGGGAAAAUGAUUCCUGCUGAACUCGAGUCCGCCAUUGUUACAGCUGUAAAAAAGGGUUUGGUUCCAUUCUAUGUUAAUGUGACAGCAGGCACCACAGUGUACGGUGCCUUUGAUCCUCUCAAUGCCAUCGCUGACAUCUGCCAGAGACACACGCUGUGGAUGCAUGUUGAUGCAGCGUGGGGUGGAGGCCUGCUGAUGUCGGACAGGCACAGGAUGAAACUACAGGCCAUUGAACGAGCCUGGUCUGUGACAUGGAAUCCUCACAAGAUGAUGGGCGUCCCUCUGCAGUGCUCUGUCAUACUAGUCAAGAAGAGAGGUCUCUUACAGGAGUGUAAUGAGUUGGGGGCUGAGUACCUUUUCCAGACAGACAAACCCUAUGAUGUGAGCUAUGAUAACGGAGAUAAGAGCAUCCAGUGUGGCCGACAUGUCGACGUCUUUAAACUGUGGCUGAUGUGGAAGGCGAAGGGUUUAGAGGGCUUUGGAUUUCAGGUCAACAAAUGCUUAGAGAACGCAGAGUAUCUGCACGAUCAACUGCAGAGGAGAACAGACUUUGAACUGGUCUUUAAACACAAACCGGAGCAUAGUAACGUAUGUUUCUGGUACAUCCCUCCCAGUCUAAGAGGCCUACCACCUGGACCUGACAGAGAUACAAGACUCCAUCAGGUGGCUCCUAGGAUCAAAGGCAGGAUGAUGGAGAAGGGCUCUGUUCUGAUUGGCUAUCAGCCUUUAGGAGACAAAGUGAAUUUCUUCCGGUGUGUGUUCUCCAAUCCUGCCACACAGCCAGAGGACAUUGACUUCCUGCUGGACGAGAUCACCCAGCUGGGUGAUGACCUAUGAAAUCUGAUAGGAUUGUUCGGUCUCACCCCACUUCAUGACAUUUUUUAAAGGAAAUGAGUGUAUCCAACUAGGAGACCAUUAUUUACUGUGGCAUUAACCUAAAUUGUAUCCACCCAAGGUACACAGUCAAACGUUAGUGUGCAGGCAUUUGACUGUUACUUCAAGCUGUGCUCCGCAGCCUCUGCUUAACAGUAGUUUUUGGAUCAUUUUAAAGCAUAUCCUGCAGCAU